UCCAGGGCCUGGGAGGCUCCAGUGUGGGAACAGAUUCCCAUUCAUGCCCGUGCCCUCCGUGGGUGCAGAGUCGGAGCUGAGAGCCAUCCGGGUGCUGACUGGACAGGAAAGGAAUCCAUUGGCCUCGCCUCCCAGGGGCUGGGCCGCCGCAAGGUGUGGCUGCAGGAGGGGGACUGGGCUGUGGUUUAGCUUGCCUUUCUCUGGCUAAACUCACAGCCAGGAGGAGGGGCAAGGCCUGGGUGACACAGGCCCCCAGGUACUGAGUUGUCUGCUAGAUCCUACACAUAGAGGCCUCACGGGGAGGAGCUGCUGGCAUUCUAAAGUGCAGCUGAUCUGGAACCAACAUGUACACUCCCACCCCCCAGAGCUCUCCAUUUCCGGCCUCGGUGCAGGAUCCGGGCCUGCACAUUUGGCGGGUGGAGAAGCUGAAGCCGGUGCCUGUGGCGCGGGAGAAUCAGGGUGUCUUCUUCUCUGGGGACUCCUACCUGGUGCUGCACAAUGGCCCGGAAGAAGUUUCCCACCUGCACCUGUGGAUCGGCCAGCAGUCAUCUCGGGACGAGCAGGGUGCCUGUGCCGUGCUGGCUGUGCAUCUCAACACCCAGCUUGGGGAGCGGCCCGUGCAGCACCGUGAGGUGCAGGGCAAUGAGUCCGACCUCUUCAUGAGCUACUUCCCACGCGGCCUCAAAUACCAGGAAGGAGGUGUGGAAUCAGCUUUCCACAGGACCUCCCUGGGGGCCGCCCCGGCUGCCAUCAGGAAACUGUACCAGGUGAAGGGCAAGAAGAACAUCCGAGCCACCGAGCGGCCACUUGCCUGGGACAGCUUCAACACCGGUGACUGCUUCAUCCUCGACCUGGGCCAGAACAUCUUUGCCUGGUGUGGUGGCAAGUCCAACAUCCUGGAGCGCAACAAGGCCAGAGACUUGGCCCUGGCCAUCCGGGACAGCGAGCGGCAGGGCAAGGCCCAGGUGGAAAUCGUUACCGAUGGAGAGGAGCCUGCGGAGAUGAUCCAGGUGCUGGGACCCAAGCCACCUCUGAAGGAGGGCAACCCCGAGGAAGACCUCACAGCUGACCAGACCAAUGCCCAGGCCUCAGCUCUGUAUAAGGUCUCCGAUGCUACUGGACAAAUGAACCUGACCAAGGUGGCAGAUUCCAGCCCCUUUGCGCCCGAGCUGCUGGUAGCAGAUGAUUGCUUCGUGCUAGACAAUGGGCUGUGCGGCAAGAUCUACAUCUGGAAAGGAAGGAAAGCCAACGAGAAGGAGCGGCAGGCGGCCCUGCAGGUGGCCGAGGGCUUCAUCUCCCGCAUGCAGUAUGCGCCUAACACUCAGGUGGAGAUUCUGCCCCAGGGCCGUGAGAGCCCCAUCUUCAAGCAAUUCUUCAAGGACUGGAAAUGAAAGGCCCUCUGUUCUCUUCUGCUCUGGCUGCACAGUCAGUACCAGAGUGCCUCCUCUCUCCUCCCCGCAGCAGAUGUUCAAUAAAGCAAGCAAGAGCUUU
Messenger RNA from Ochotona curzoniae (black-lipped pika), 1491 nucleotides. It is a transcript of the gene CAPG, whose product is annotated as capping actin protein, gelsolin like. Gene Ontology annotation, biological process: actin filament severing; actin polymerization or depolymerization; barbed-end actin filament capping. NCBI's taxonomy places the organism in Eukaryota, Metazoa, Chordata, Mammalia, Lagomorpha, Ochotonidae. The record is from RefSeq and is a predicted model, not a curated record. Gene Ontology annotation, molecular function: phosphatidylinositol-4,5-bisphosphate binding; actin filament binding. The transcript is spliced from 11 exons. Gene Ontology annotation, cellular component: cytoplasm; actin cytoskeleton. Bases 345 to 1391 code for a protein of 348 amino acids.